AAGAGCUACGAACAACGACUUAUCAUUAGCAGGCAGAUCAAAUACCAUGUACGAGACACAAGCUUACUCGAGGACUAGCUUGAAAUGGCAAGGGUUCAAGGAAAAGUUACCGCGUGGACACUGGAAACUAAGAUGGCGGACAGGUAACGUAGAAGAUAAAAGAUGACUUGGUCGUAAGUUAGAGAUUAGCGAUGGGACAAGAUCAAAGCAGUGGCUUUCCAGGUCAGAUGGGCCAUCCAAAUGUUCCUGCUUCCGCACAUUCCGUAGGGAAAGUUAAAGAUGACGAUGGAAAAUCGAAAUCCAAACAGAGAGCGAAAUUGGAAGACAUCAUGGUCGUGAAUGCCCCAACAGGAAAGACAAAGCUUGUUUCCAAAAAUGAAGAUCACGAUAUAAGGAAUUUGAACGAAUUACCUUACUUUCUACCACUGCUGAGAAGCACUGUCAAUGUUCCUGCGAGCAGAGACUUAGAUUUCUUGGAUAAAUUCGAUUUGCGUCCUUGCUUGUCGUUGUGUUCGCGCUACGAGAAACAUUUGAAACAGUGCGCUGAAGCUGUAUCGUUUGAUCAACAUAUGCUGUCAUCACAGAUUCGAGAAAUGGAUACAUACUGUGCCUCAGUUCUACGAAGAGUGAACGAUAGAUAUAAAAGAUUGUCUCAGGUAGCGAUGCAGAUGAAAAAAGUCGAAGAAAUGAAUACAAAUUUGAGGAGAAUUGAUGCUAAUCUUAAGCGCCUUGUUCCAAUGAUGGAAAGACUAAAUAACGUUUUACCCGAUGAGGAACGCCUCGAGGAGUUUGCUUUAUCUCCAUAUAGUAUACAACGAUGAUACCGAGACCUAUUGUGGCUAAAGGCAACGUACCUGUAAUUUUAGCCUUUAUUUCAGCUUUAAAGCACCUAGCCACCUAUCUUUAUCUCAUUAUCUAAUGUGCUGUUCCUUGUCCCUCAAACUUUACAGACAAGUUUGAACUCAAUUCUGCUAUGUUCUAUAUAAUAUUAUACAGUGAGCUAAGUUACCCAUGCAGUUUGAUUGCCGUUACAAUUUAUUGGAGUACAGACACGUAGAUAACUUCAUUAGUGACAGUUUCUGGCUUCUUUAUCACAUAAAACGAAUAGAUUCCAUGUUUCCCUGCAUCUGUAGAUCAAAAUGUGUUAACCCUUUAACUCCCAGAAGUGAUUCACGAGUAACUUCUCCCUCUAAUAUCCAUGCAUUAUCCAGCAAACUUAUUAGGUUGGAGUUUUUUUCUAGAUAAAACACCAAAUUCUCAUAACUGAUUUCCAAGGAAAUGUGUAGCAGUUUAAGGAGAAAAUUCUCAAUUGGAUCUUGGGAGUCAAUGGUUGAGAACUAAAAAGUGGCACAUGAGGCACAGCUAAGUGUCAUUGUUUCUACCACAUUCUGAUAUCAUGUGAUCUGUUACCAACAGACACACACCAACAUGAAAUCUAUAAUUUUUGUUAAACUGAUGCUCCAAGCUCUAGCUCCCAAAAGGGCUGAUGACCUGAGGUGAAGACUCAAAUGACAAUGAGAGGCUUAAAAUAGUCCGUUUGUGAAUUGAAGAGUGGAUCACCUCUGAAGCCUCUUCUUGCUCUGUGGUAAAGUCAACUUAAUAGUUAUCUGACAACAUCUUUUUUUAGCUUCUCUUUGUUUUUUCCUUUGGAUAUGUGCACCUCUAGUCAUUUCAUUUUUCACUAUGUUUUGAAUUCUAAGAUACAACCUUCUUCUGGUUCCCAUUAAAUCUGAAAUCUAUUUUUUUCAUGAAGAUUUAAUUUUAAUGUACAAAAAGGCUACUGUAAGUUUCUAAAGAAACUAGUGCUGGUUGGUGCAGGCAUCUUGUUAUACUUGGAGGGACUUGAUUAAAUGUUACUCAAAAGAA
Molecule: messenger RNA, 1866 nt
Organism: Pocillopora damicornis (cauliflower coral)
Lineage: Eukaryota; Metazoa; Cnidaria; Anthozoa; Scleractinia; Pocilloporidae
Product: BLOC-1-related complex subunit 5
Biological process (GO): organelle transport along microtubule; positive regulation of anterograde synaptic vesicle transport; lysosome localization
Cellular component (GO): cytoplasmic side of lysosomal membrane; BORC complex; synaptic vesicle membrane
Source: RefSeq, a predicted model, not a curated record